UGAUGGAAAAACCUUUUCGUGUGUGAGGGUUUAAACGUACGCUUAAUGAUCUGGCGAUGGGCAUGCCUGAUGCUGGCAGGGAUUCUAAAGGAAAUUCUUCUACAGUCUGGAAGGCAGGCUCCGAGCUCAGCCUGAAAACCCCGUCCGGUGCCUUCUCGGAAUCUUUUUAUUUGUGUAGUGGGCAGCGCUGCGAUUUCUUGCUUCGUCGGAGCGUCGGUAUCGACUGUGAGCUUUUAUAUAUUCCUGGCACCGUUAGAUCUUCCUUUGUGCUUCGUGCAUUGGCGUGAAGGUUGACCCCACUAGACAUUGAGGCUGGCAUGCUCCAUCGUGAAAUGAUGAUGUAAUGAAAUACAGACUUGUAUAUAAUUUUAUGUUGAAAUGCCCUGAAUUUGUUGUGUGAAACUGGAACACCACAAUGAAUGUACUGAACACAGAGAAAGCGGGGAACGGUUGUCUGCUCCCCCUGUAUGUUGAUGAUGACAAUGGAAACGAUAUUUCUGAAGCGGAAAACAUUCCCAAGCUCCCAAAGCACAACUGGAAUGUCCAUGUUGGUAUCCCGGGUACCGUGGACUUUGAAUGUACCAGUUUAGGUGGCAAGAGUGUAAAAGACGAUGGCAAACCUUAUGCAGUACAGGUGCCCUGUUCCUUUGAAUUGGAUGAGACGGUGGACUAUAUAAGCAAGGGCAUAGAAGAUGGAAUGAAAUUGAAGAAUGAGUUGUCUCAAGUUCAGGAUACUGGUACUUUAAACCAGCUCUAUGAACAAGAUGAAACUUUGGAUUACAUUAACCAGGAUUCUGCACGGCUAAAGGACUCUUUUUCAUCACACACUACAGCUCAUGCUUGUUCACAGUCUGGCAUUAAGGGCAAUGAGGAGCAGUCUGUGCUUUACUUACAGAAGUCCACGGAUGAAUAUUUUAACAAGUCAGGGCUGUCCAGGACUACACAGUUGACUUUGAAAGAAACUGGUGAGGCUUGCAGAAGUGUUUCUGCUGAGUGGGACCAUUUGCUUACGGUCACUGAUAAAGGUGCAAGCACUGACGGUGUAAAUCAUAAAAAUGGAUCAAAUGUAAGCAUGGUUUCUUUGUCAUGGGACCUUAGCGAUGAGAUGAUCGUGAGGAAAAAUAGUUUUGUUUCAAGCACCUCUGAAAAACCCCUGAGUACCUCUGUAUUAGAAAGUUCAGUGUUACCAAAUUCCUCCAUUGAUGUGUUUUCGGGGUCUGUAAAAUGGGCAAAUGGCGUGCCUGACAGCUGUCCGGGCAGUGAGCAACUCACAAAAGACUUGAGUUAUUUUGAAGUGCCUCAACACAGAGAUUCCAAAGAAAGGGGGCAGAUCGAGGCAUCUGCUACACCAGAACCUAGCGUCUUCACCAAUGAAGCAACCGCAAAAGAUUCAAAGGCGAUUACCUGCAGCACGGAGGACAGGAUAGAUGAAAACCACAUUUUAGGACCUGCUGAUGCAGUCAUGGACCGGAAUGGGAAAGAGGAGCGUAAUGGAAAAGGUGAUGAUGCAGUAUUUCUGAUGGAAGACAGACUCCAGACCAAUAACAUGAAUGGUACAUAUUCUGAAGACUUGCACGCUUCAAAGCCCUCUAAUAGGUGUUUGUCUUCCAGUACAGAGUCAAAAGACUUUCUGAAUAACCUGUCCGGGCCAGGUUGCGAGGACACUUUUUUAAUAUCUAGCCCUAAUUCCCAAUCGAUUAGGCAGGCGUAUACAUCUACGCCGUUACCGGAAUCUAAAAACAUUACUUUUGCUGUUCCAGUAUUGGAAGACAUUCUAGGAAAUGAUCAAAACAAUAAACUAAGUCUGGAUUCUGAGAAGGACCCCAAAAUAAGUAGCCUCGAAGCUUUCAGAGUUGGCUCUGUAAAUGGCAUGAUGAAACCCAAUAAUAAAAAGCUUAGUGUUGGGGCAGCAGCUAGCAAAGCAAAGAAAACUGAUGUUAUAAGCUUUCCUAAACCCAAUUUUAAGAACGUAAAACCAAAGGUGUUGACCCGACCAGCUUUAAACGCUAAAGACGGUGCAUCUUCAUCCUCUAAACCUUCUCCUAGAUCCCCUACACCCUCAUCGAAAGCACCUUCACCUGUUGCUUCUCCAAGAACUCAGUCGUCUGCCACCAGCACUUUAAGAAAAAAAACUCUUCUAGAGCACAACCUGAGAGCUGAAACAGGUAUUGCUAAAUCGCAGAAACAACCAAUUAGUAAGCAGCUCUUCUCCAGCCAAGGUGCACAUGUCCCAACCCAUUCGAAAGCUCCUCCAGGUAAAGUUCCCAGAACUGCUGCGUUAAAGCAGACUACGGAUGAGCUCGAAAGAGCCAGUUCUUCCAAUUCAGCGCGAUCCUCUCGCUCGGCUGCAGCUGUAACCUGUACGGCCGGAUCCAGACUGACAGAAAACAAAAGUGAAAAGGCGAAGGCUUUCCCGAAGCCUGCUGCCGUGAAUGCGGCACCCAUGGGGCCAGACAAGAUCGAGCAGAACGGCAACGAUGAUGCUUACGACAGAGAAGACUCUCAGAAUGGCAACUGCAUUUCAGGGGAUAUAUUUGCCAACAUAGUGCCUUUGUCUGUGAAAUUGGCGACUCCAACAAGGAAUCUGAAUAAGAACCUACUCUCUUGCCUGAGGAACACAACCGGCCAACCUGUGUCUACCGUCAAAUGCCGAGUCCUGCCAAGUGAUCAGAGGCGAGGUAGCACUGGCAGGAAUGUCGUAACUGUCAAGGUGCCUUCCCCUCCCAAGACAAGCACACAAAAGCUUACUGGGAUAGUACUAGACUCUCCCAAACGGAAGUCAAUUUCUGUGAAAGCUUCCGCAGCAGUCUUGACAAGAUCGCAACCUAGACCGAGAGUACCAUCUAAAGUACCCACCCUUCAGAGGACUUCAAGCGUGUCAUCAGUGUGCAGCACUCAGAGCGAGAAGAGCACGCUGAGUAGCAGGUCCACUACAAGCAGCCUCAAAACCGAAGAAGUUCCAGCAAAAUGUAUGAGGCAGAACGAUGGUCCAUGCGCGCAACCUCCCAAAACGGCACUUAUAAGGGGAAGGUCUCAGUCUCUCAAAGUUACCCAGACAGUAGGUACGAAGAAAAGUCCUGUGAUUGCUGGUGUUACAAAGUCUACGGUUUCUUCUGUGCCUUUAAGUAGAAGGUUUGAUUCCAAAAUCACAAAUGCUGUUGAAAAGGGUAAGCAGAAGACCAGCCCACGACCACCUGUCGCGCAGGCACAGACCCAACCAGUUACUUCAAAGGCGGAUGAACUAGCACAGUGCAAAAUCGUGUGUGAACAGCAAAGAGGAGUCAUCAAACAGUUGAAGAACCUCCUGACCAGCACUAACCAAAGGUUUGAAGCCCUGACGGUGGUCAUCCAAAAUCUGAUAAAUCAGCGCGAGGAGGCUCUGAAGAAACGCAAGGAGCUAUCUCAGGAACUUCUUAACUUACGUGGAGAUUUGGUGUCUGCAUCCAGCACCUGUGAGAGACUAGAGAAGGAGAAGAAUGACUUGCUGGUUGCUUAUGAAGGCAUCAUACAGAAGGUCAAGGAUGAACAUCAAGCAGAGCUGGCGGACCUGGAGGAGAGAUUGAAGCAGUUCUACACCGGCGAGUGUGAGAAGCUGCAGAGCAUUUUCAUCGAGGAGGCUGAGAAGUAUAAGAACGAACUCCAGGAAAAGGUGAAUGACUUAAAUGCUACUCAUGAAGCCUACAGGGCGGACAUAGAAGACAGCCACGAUGAUACCAUAGAGAGACUGAAACAAGACUUUGAGACAUCAUUAGCAGAGCUAAAAAUCAUACAGGAAAAUGAAAACAAAUCCCUAGAAGAAUCCUUUAAGGAGAAACAAUCUGAAUUGGAGAAAUCAAUUGAAGAACUGAAACAAGAGAAUGAGUCCUUAAAGGAGAAGUUGAAAUCCAAGGAAGAGCUAAGGAAAUUGGCCAAAGAGAAGUCUCCCCAGAAAAAUCCCCAGGUCGUGUAUCUGGAGCAGGAGCUGGAGAGUCUGAAAGCUGUACUGGAGAUAAAGAAUGAGAAGAUUCACCAUCAAGACAAGAAACUUAUGCAAGUAGAGAAGCUGGUUGAAACAAACACAAUCCUAGUGGAUAAACUGAACAAAUGCCAGUAUGAGAAUGAAGAUCUGAAGGCUCGUAUGGCAUCCCAUAUAGCUAUCUCAAGGCAGCUUUCCACUGAGCAGGAGGUUCUUCAGCGAUCUUUGGAAAAGGAAUCCAAGGCAAACAAGCGGCUCUCCAUGGAGAACGAAGAGCUUCUUUGGAAAUUGCACAACGGUGACCUGUGCAGCCCUAAGAAAUUAUCUCCAUCGUCUCCCGGAACCCCCUUCCAUUCGUCACGGAACUCGGCCUCUUUUACAAGCCCGACAGUGUCUCCCAGAUGACACCCCUACGGUGGCUAAAGACAUUCCGCAAAGAUUGUUUUGGACGUUUGAGGCAGAACGAAAUAAAACUUUGGUUAUAUACCUAUCAGAAAUAUGACUGGAAUUCAUGGUGUGGGUGAACAGUUCUGUAAUAUACUGGAAAACAGAAGCAAUGCUGUUAAAGACAAACUUUUUUUAUAAUAUAUGUAAAUGAACAUUAUUGCACAAAGCACUUACCUGGCAAGAUACAGCAACUCUUGCAUUUUUGUUUGCCUUUUUUUUUUCACCUACCGUAAGUUUAUAGGGAAAAAACCAGCUCAGGGCUUGUAGAUAAAACAAAAAAGAAAAUCACAAAACUUUAUAAAUCACCUGCAAUUUUUUGGGGGGUUUUCCCAUUUUUGAGGUGGGUGUGAUGUGAAUGAGACGGAUGAAACACAUUUAGUAUGCCUACUUCAUGCUGCCUUCUGUGCUCUCUACGUAACGAAGCAGAAAACCGUAAUUGUUUUUCAACAUGUAUCAUAUAUGGAAAAUAAUUCAUUCCCUUCCUAAGCCAGACAGAAAGUAGAUCUGCCGUUUCCCUUUGGAAUAUCUGUUAUGUUGCUUUAAAAUCUGUACUUUUUAAAUAUUGUUUUUUUCUUUUUGCCUUUUGUUUUCUCCAUUUAACCAACUACCGUAGUUGUCGAGUUUGGCAUGUUUAACAUCCUCAUUAAGUGUUCUGUUAGUGCCGUGACUUCAGCAAAUUUGUAAACUGCUUUUGUGUUACUCUAUGCAAAGUGACCCUGUAUGUAUGCGAUUUCAUCUUUCAGGUGCUAGAACUCUCAAAGAUGUAAAUACCUGUGUAAUACUUAAUAUUUGCAAAAUAAAGGCCUACGUUAAUUGAUA
This is a messenger RNA of Spea bombifrons (plains spadefoot toad), 5221 nucleotides long. RefSeq names its product microtubule associated scaffold protein 1 (gene MTUS1). The coding region runs from base 416 to 4360 and encodes 1314 amino acids. The record is from RefSeq and is a predicted model, not a curated record. The transcript is spliced from 15 exons. Gene Ontology annotation, molecular function: microtubule binding. Gene Ontology annotation, cellular component: cytoplasm; nucleus. Lineage: Eukaryota; Metazoa; Chordata; Amphibia; Anura; Pelobatidae.